This is a messenger RNA of Ustilaginoidea virens, 300 nucleotides long. RefSeq lists its product as uncharacterized. The transcript has a single exon. Lineage: Eukaryota; Fungi; Ascomycota; Sordariomycetes; Hypocreales; Clavicipitaceae. Bases 1 to 300 code for a protein of 99 amino acids. The record is from RefSeq and is a predicted model, not a curated record.
AUGCCAGAUGCCAGAUGCCAGAUGCAAGAGGAGCACAGAUAUGGUCACGUUUGUGGCGUCGACCGCGUGACGACAUCAGCUUUGUCCGUGGUUGACGUUUGGUCCCCAGUCCAGUCCAGUCCAGUCCAGUCCAGUCCAGUCCAGUCCAACAGAGUCCAACAGUCCAGUCCCAGCCUAGUCGGUGUGCUUGGUGUUGUUGUGCGCAUUCUUGUUGCGCUUGCUUGGCUGAUGAAGGCUACAAGGGGUCAACUGCCUGCUGUGCUGGGCAGCAAGGUGGAAGAUGUGGAAGAUUGGGCGUGA